UACCGGCUACCGUAGUGUGGACACCAAACCCACGUGGUUAAUCAAAACAUCAUGGCGGCUGGUUUCAAGACUGCUGAGCCUCUGGAGUACCACAGGAGUUUCCUGAAAGAGAACUGCCGGCCUGAUGGACGGGAGCUGUCAGAAUUCAGAACCACAACUCUAAACAUAGGGUCCAUAUCCACAGCAGACGGCUCAGCCCUGGUGAAGGUUGGAAACACCACCAUCAUCUGUGGGAUCAAAGCGGAGUUGGCAAACCCUACAGUUGAAGCACCUGGUAAAGGUUACAUCGUGCCCAACGUGGACCUGCCGCCUCUGUGUUCGUCUCGGUUUCGACCGGGCCCGCCUGGAGAACAGGCCCAGGCUGCCAGCCAGUUUAUCGCUGAUGUAAUUGAAAGCUCUGAAGUGAUACAAACAGAGGACUUGUGCAUUGACAGAGGAAAGCUCUGCUGGGUGCUCUACUGCGACAUGAUGUGUCUGGACUACGAUGGGAACGUGUUGGAUGCUUGUAUUGUUGCCCUGUUGGCUGCUCUGAAGAACACACAACUCCCGGAGAUCACCAUCAACAAAGAAACAUGUUCACCAGAGCUGAAUUUAGAAAAGAGACAUGGGCUGCAUAUUCACAAACAUCCAGUCGCUACCUCUUUUUGUAUCUUCGAUGACUCCAUACUGAUCGUAGACCCCACGUCCGAGGAGGAGAGUCUGGCGACCGCUGAGCUCACUGUGGUGACGGAUGAGGAAGAUCGACUCUGCUCUCUGCACAAACCAGGUGGGUCGUCCCUGACGGGAGAGAAGCUGCAGGAGUGUAUAAACCGAGCAACAGUGCGACAGAGAGAGAUCCACAAACUCAUCGACAAAGUCAUAUACAGUGUGAAGACAGCACAAUAAGGAGCCGCAGACAAUGCUUUUUAUCUAAAAGCUGUAUUUUCCACUGUCAAUAUAUAUUCUUUUUUUUUUUAAUAACAAUAAAACUGCUGACAAAGACUGCUUAAAAAAUUAUUUCUCAGUGUCCAGAAACGUCUCACACACACACACGCUCAGAUGAUGUCUUGUAAGAAUACGCCCAUGGCUCCUGAACUAAUUAAAAGGAAAUGCCUUUUCAAAAUGUGCUGUACAAAAGCAGGUACACCGUCUUGCAUGUUGAUCUUGAGUCCUCGGUUGAGCCCUGUGCCGGGAUUGCUAACAGAAGAAAGACUUCCAACAGACUGAGAGGUAGAGAGCUGCCCCCAGGCACUAAGCCAAGAUCAGAUUUGCAUUUUCACAUGUAAUGGUUAUAUGGAGGAUUUGGUGUCAAUAAGCUCAGCUGGGAUCUGUGCUUAAAGGGCAGUUUCUACCGGGGGUCAACCAAGCAGAGGCACGAGGAUCAGGAAGGCUCAUGAGGAAUCCUCUGAGAAUGUGCAUUCAUGAUCCUCUCAGUCCACGGGGGUCUCCAUAGAAAAAAAAACAACCAAAUCUUCCUGAAGGGGCGAUCUGUUAUCGUGGAAGCCCAAUACCUACAAGAACCAUCUUUU
Seriola dumerili (greater amberjack) is the source of this 1508-nucleotide messenger RNA. It is a transcript of the gene exosc8, whose product is annotated as exosome component 8. Lineage: Eukaryota; Metazoa; Chordata; Actinopteri; Carangiformes; Carangidae. The coding region runs from base 52 to 885 and encodes 277 amino acids. Gene Ontology annotation, biological process: U4 snRNA 3'-end processing; nuclear polyadenylation-dependent mRNA catabolic process; exonucleolytic trimming to generate mature 3'-end of 5.8S rRNA from tricistronic rRNA transcript (SSU-rRNA, 5.8S rRNA, LSU-rRNA). Gene Ontology annotation, cellular component: nuclear exosome (RNase complex); cytoplasmic exosome (RNase complex). The transcript has 11 exons. The record is from RefSeq and is a predicted model, not a curated record.